Molecule: messenger RNA, 913 nt
Organism: Drosophila eugracilis
Lineage: Eukaryota; Metazoa; Arthropoda; Insecta; Diptera; Drosophilidae
Product: GSK3-beta interaction protein
Exons: 1
Coding region: 179-637 (152 amino acids)
Biological process (GO): regulation of canonical Wnt signaling pathway
Cellular component (GO): cytoplasm
Molecular function (GO): kinase regulator activity; protein kinase A binding
Source: RefSeq, a predicted model, not a curated record
GAACAGAAAAAAAAACCGGAACGCCCCAAAUUCCAAAAUAUACUAACGCGUGGCAGAGGAUAGACAGCUGCUGUCACAUAUGGAGUAAAAAGACAUGUUGCGCCUGUAAAAACCGAACAAAAUCGACUAGGAUUCAAUUAAAAGGCGACCUGAAGCCUUUCGUUGAGACUCUGAUAGGAUGGGCGAACCGAAAGCCAGCUCCGAGCCUGAGGAAGAGCAGGCCUUUAACUGCGAGGACGAGGCUAACGCAAUCAUCAACGAUGUGAAGGCACACGUCGCGGAGAUCUGCGUAUCCUCCAAGCUGGCGAGCGAUGCCACCCAGAUCUACCUUAACAUCCGCACCAUAGAGAGCGCCACCUGCUGCGUUCAGGUGACCAGUCGUGGCUUCAAGAUUGUCUCCUCCCAAUACGACACCAUAGACGAGGAUCCGCGGAUCUCGGUACUACUCCACGACAGGCAGGAGCAGGAGAAGGCCGAAGAGAAGGAGGAGAUAUUUGAAACGCCCUACGCGCUUUUGGACAAGAUCAGCCCGCGCUACGUGGAGUCAUUCGGUAACCAGCUGUGCCAGCAGCUCAGACAGUUGCAGCAGAUGAGAACAGAGUUCCACGAGGAAGACGAGGAGGAGGAAGAGGAGUGAUGGCGACCCGAAGACUCCAGAUCCCAGCCCAGGCUGUUUACUCUUUAGACAGAAGAUUUUAAUGUUAGUUUAAUUGAAUGUUUACUCGUAAUGGCAGAGCUACAGCUCCGAUUUCCUAAUAUUUAUGUGUGUAUGUGCCGCAAAAGUAUUCCCGCGUGAGAUGGUUAUGCAGCCCUCACUUCACACACCCUAUCCUUGCUUGGCAAACGGAUACCGCUCCAGAUUCGUUCUAGACCUUAAGGCGUUUCAAAAAUAAAGAUUGUGAUUGCAACUCCA